AUGUUCAGCGAAGCCUACAUCAUCUUCUCUAUCGGCCUGAUCAAGCCCUUACAGUCUGCCGCAUUCCCCACCUGCUUUGAAACACACGUGGACUGCCGCCCUGAGGAGACCCACGUGAUGAACUUUGUCCAGAUCGCGGGGAUCAUCCUGGGAAUGCUGGUGUUUGGAGCCUUGGGUGACAUCAUUGGCCGUUGCUGGGGCAGUCGGAUCGUGGCCACCAUCAUGCUGACUGGCUCUGUCAUGCUCGUGUUCUCAGCGUUGGUGCGAGACCCCCUCACCUACCUGCAGUUCUUCAUCUUCGCCCAAACCUUCUAUGGCUUUGGUGUCGGCGGAGAGUACCCAAUGGCGGCAAGCUCGGCGGCCGAGCGGUCUCAGAGCGACCCCGAGCUGCGCAACAAGCGGGGGCAGCAGGUGGUGCUCACCUUCUCACAGCAGGGCAUGGGGAACCUGGUCAAUGGCUGCGUCAUCCUGAUCUGCAUGGCCAUGCUGGGCCAGACCGGCCACGUGCUGGAGGGCAGGGCGUCGCGUGACAUCAUCAUUAUACAGGAGUCGAAGGUGUGGAAGGCGGAGCGCAAAGAUGCCGAGGACAUCACCGCCCAGAUCGAACACAAGCAGAAACUCUACAUGUACAAGACCACCCUGUACCGCUUUGGCCCCCGGCUCAUGGUCACAUGCCUCGGCUGGGUCAUGAACGAUGGUGCCUUUUACGGGAACAAGCUGUUCCAGUCCAAGUUCAUCGCGGCGCUGUACCCCAACGCCACGCAAUUUGAGCGGAUGCAGUGGACGGUCCUCAACAGCGCCAUCUCGCUGCUGGGCUACUGGGCCGCCGCCGCGCUGGUGGACAAGCCCUGGUACGGCCGGUGCCGCAUGCAGACGAUUGGCUUCUUCAUGAUGUUUGUGCUCUUCAUGGCCUGCGGCGUAGCCUACGGCCCGCUAACUGCCAGCGCCACGGGCUUCAAGGCGUUCCAGGCCCUCUACUUCCUCUCCAGCUUCUUCAACCAGUUCGGGCCCAACUGCACGACCUGGCUGGUGGCGGCCGAGGUGUUCCCCACAGACGUACGCGCCACGUUCCAGGGCACCAGCGCGGCCGCCGGCAAAGUGGGCGCGAUCAUAGCAGACAUCGUCUUCGGCCUCGUCAGCACCCAGACGACAUUCUUCAUGUCCGCUGGUUUUGGGGUGGCAGGCUGCAUCCUGACGCUGCUGUUCCUGCCAGACACCACAGGCCUUAGCCUGGAUGAGCUGGACCGGCUGCACAAGUACAUGCUGGCUGAAGAAUUCGAGCACUACCACGGGGAGGCCGUGAACCCCAAGCACCUGUCGCUCUUUGAGAGGUACGUCCUGGGCUGGUCCAAGCACUACAACCCCGACAUGGACGCACACCACAAAGAGCUGCAGGAGAUGGCCGCAGCCACCAAGGCCAGCCAGGCUGUCGCAGAGCAGGACGCCGCACGCGGCCGCGCGGCCGACCCUCUGCUGGAGAUGGCAAACCGCGGGGCCAACAACGGCCACGGCGGCGCGCAGAUUUGA
Monoraphidium neglectum is the source of this 1527-nucleotide messenger RNA. RefSeq names its product Inorganic phosphate transporter 1-9. Gene Ontology annotation, cellular component: membrane. The record is from RefSeq and is a predicted model, not a curated record. NCBI's taxonomy places the organism in Eukaryota, Viridiplantae, Chlorophyta, Chlorophyceae, Sphaeropleales, Selenastraceae. Bases 1 to 1527 code for a protein of 508 amino acids. Gene Ontology annotation, biological process: transmembrane transport. The transcript is spliced from 15 exons. Gene Ontology annotation, molecular function: transmembrane transporter activity.